AUGUUACGACUCACACAAAGACGAUUAACCUCCCGGUUAUAUUCAACAAGCCAUGAACACAAAAUAUACGCGCUUCCAUUCAAGCUUGAUCAAAGCAAGGUACCAGAAAUUGUUCAUUUGGCCUCCUAUGUGAGCGAGCACAAAUUUCUCGCGUUUUUCAAGAUUCUGAAGGGUAUGUUUCAAAAAAAAAUCCCUCAUGUUGAAGCAUCAGCCAAGUCAAUUGAAGUACGCAUGGCAUACAUGCCGAUGUGGUACUACGACAUGGCCGUCUCUGCAGACGUCAUACCCCUCGAUACUUCUGGUGACAAGGAAACCACCUUAAAGCGUAUGGGACCAGAGAGACAAGCACUUGGGAUUGGAAUAGACUGUUACUGGCCUGGCCAUACUUGGUCUCCUAUGUCUUAUUUGAGUUUCGGACAGCCAGGAAUGUUGAAGAAAGCUGAUCUGGUACCGUUCACAAACGAAAUGGUUGGUGAAGAUGUACAGGUCCUUCCAUUUACCGUAAGUCCUCUUGAGGACCUGGCACCAAACGUAUCGGCGCUGGAGAAUCUAGAACUAGAGUCUAAAGUCUUAAAAGGGACUUGGACGAUUAAAAAUCCCAAACUGGCCUUCAGUGCAUGCUAUCCUAUCUACUGGCCAGUUUAUAUUGCCCAAUUCCAAACUGAACACACUGAAAAUAAGCCAACAACAGUGGUAAUCGGAGGGCACAGUCCUCAUCCGCCCAUAUACAAGUGGGAUGAGUCCAAGAGUGGCCCUGAGCAGUGGAUUAAUAACGGUCCUUGGCUCAACCUCGAAGUAACUGAACAUUCGUGGCAAAUGAAUUUUGGCGGAUCACCCAUGGCUCAAUUAUUACAAAAGUACCACGAUAACGUUGUUGGAAAUUUCUCUCCCACUAAAGUUGAUUGGGCUGAAAAGAGAAUACAACCUUAUCCGGUCUACCAUGAGCAGAACAAGAAGUAUCUAAAGCAGCUCUUCAAGGUGUGGGCCCAGCAAAACAUGCUUACCCAAUUAGGAACAAUGAAGGACGAUGAAUUAACCAUUGGUGUUGGGGACUCCAAAUUCCAAUUUAAAAAGGCUGGCGACUUUAGAAAAGACAUUGAGAAAAAAGUUGGGGAUGAAUUAGAAGUACUUGAGGAAGUAGAACCAGAGUGGCUUCGAGAUUAUGUAAUUGAGCAAAGGCAGAAAAAAGAUGCUUUGAAAGAUUCAGAAUAAAAAUUGAAAUUGCCGGAUAUCACCGGGACUUAAAA
Molecule: messenger RNA, 1247 nt
Organism: Phycomyces blakesleeanus NRRL 1555(-)
Lineage: Eukaryota; Fungi; Mucoromycota; Mucoromycetes; Mucorales; Phycomycetaceae
Exons: 2
Coding region: 1-1212 (403 amino acids)
Source: RefSeq, a predicted model, not a curated record